Molecule: messenger RNA, 1087 nt
Organism: Rhinopithecus roxellana (golden snub-nosed monkey)
Lineage: Eukaryota; Metazoa; Chordata; Mammalia; Primates; Cercopithecidae
Gene: LSM10
Product: LSM10, U7 small nuclear RNA associated
Exons: 3
Coding region: 382-753 (123 amino acids)
Biological process (GO): mRNA 3'-end processing by stem-loop binding and cleavage
Cellular component (GO): cytoplasmic U snRNP body; nuclear body
Molecular function (GO): histone pre-mRNA DCP binding; U7 snRNA binding
Source: RefSeq, a predicted model, not a curated record
GACUCGCGGAGCACUGACGCACUCCGCGCCCGGAGGACAGAGCGGCCCGGUCGCCGGCGUGGUUUCUCCGUCCUGCUGCAGCCGGCGGGAGGCAGCCUGUCCAGGCGCCCGCUAGCUUCGGCGGCGACCCAGACGGGGAAAGCGGAAGGAAUGUCGCGUGAUUCGUCAGGCUGCAGCCGAGUGGCUGGUCGUUAGGCCCUGCCCAAGGACUUAGCUCCCAGCUCCGCUCAUCACUGGCCUAGUCUAGCUUGCCACGCUUCGUGCCACACAGCACAGCCCUGGACGAGAUGCUGAGUGAGGUCGUAAAGAGAUGAGUGUUUCACCCCCGUUAACUCAGGGUCUGAAAAUAAGGGAUAGCAAGCAGGCAGCUGGUGUGGAAGAAUGGCACUGAGCCAUUCAGUGAAGGAGCGGACCAUCUCUGAGAACAGCCUGAUCAUCCUACUGCAGGGCCUCCAGGGCCGGGUAACUACUGUGGACCUGCGGGAUGAGAGCGUGGCCCACGGACGCAUAGACAAUGUCGAUGCUUUCAUGAACAUCCGCCUGGCCAAAGUCACCUACACGGACCGUUGGGGGCAUCAGGUCAAGCUGGAUGACCUCUUUGUGACAGGCCGCAAUGUCCGCUACGUCCACAUCCCAGAUGACGUGAACAUCACCUCGACCAUUGAGCAGCAGCUGCAGAUUAUCCAUCGGGUGCGGAACUUUGGUGGCAAGGGCCAAGGCCGGUGGGAAUUUCCCUCCAAAAACUAUAAGUGAGGCCCUCAGCAAGCCCUGGCCCCAACUUGGCUCCCUCCAGUGUUCUCUGGAGCCAGCUCCCUGCCCUCAUACCCUGUCUGGAACCCGAGAAGAGAGCAAGGCCAGGCCAGAAGCUGGUGUCCAACAGACACCACCUGUCAAAGCUGCCUUUCACAGGGUUCCACCUCCCAGACUCCUCUGGGACCCAGAAUCCUAUCUGUCUGUGGCCUUGGGGUAGGUGACAAUCCCCCUUUUUGAUGAUCUGAAUCUCUGACUUAUUGAUCAUGGAACCUGUCAAGUAGUUUUCAACUCUCCCAGUGAGGAUAAUUAAACAUGCUCAGUCUUACUGUCUCUA